This is a messenger RNA of Halichondria panicea, 987 nucleotides long. RefSeq names its product cilia- and flagella-associated protein 300-like. The record is from RefSeq and is a predicted model, not a curated record. Lineage: Eukaryota; Metazoa; Porifera; Demospongiae; Suberitida; Halichondriidae. The transcript is spliced from 7 exons. The coding region runs from base 138 to 911 and encodes 257 amino acids.
UACUGUUGGUGUUCUUUAGAUAGAGUUUUUAUCUGCAAGAAUUGAAAGUCUUCUAGCUGCUACAAGCGUAAGCUGCUACCACUACACUGUAUCCUUGUAGAUCCUACAGCAACACAGCCAGGGAUCUCAUAGCUGUGAUGGCUGAAGAGUCAAAGUUUGAAUUCACUUAUCUUCCAAGCUCAAGAGUGGGAAGUUUUGACAAGGACACAGAGGAACUCUUUCAGAAAUGGGGGUUGAAAGGAAGUAUGUAUUUUGCAUCUUUCUCCUACAACCAGCAUUUCCAAGCGUACCAGAAGCAGUCAUUUACAAAGGAUUUCUUCCAGAGCCCAACUGUGAAUGCAACCAUCCAAACUGUCAGCUCCUCAGGCACUACAAGUCCUCUGUCUCUAGCGUCUGACAUUGACGAGGUGUGUGUGGAGGCUGUCCCCUGUACCAUCCUCAACAUGGGAUUCUUUGACCGCCUCACCACCGGCCAGAUUGUAAGAGAGAGCGGGAGUAUUCGGAAGUGCUUUGAUGAGGUGUGUGAUGACAUUGUCAUCUCUGAUGAGCUGAGGAAGCUGCUACUUGUGGAGGACUCUGACAACUACUGCCUGUACAAUGAGGAAGAGAGAGAUGAGUUAUUGUUCAAGAUUCUCAAACACGUUGCUCUUGGAGGACCCGUCAAUCAGUAUGAGGACUUUAUUCAGGCCUAUCUGGACACAAGCAAAGCACUCUACAAGCAACUGCUAAGUGUUGCUAAGGACCCUAACACACAUGCCAUCUCCAUCAUCUCCCACGUGUUCAAGACUCAUGCAAAGGUCAAGGGUCAGAGAGUGUUCCCCGGCUCAUGUGAUCAUGAACAAUCAUUUUGUUAUCUUAUCAUUGACAAUGUUAAACGUCAUGUGACUGCCUGGUAUAAUGUAUGGUACUGAUGUUUAUUUACUGUAUCAUGUUGGCUCAAUGUCACUUAACUCCUAUACAUCGUGUUAUUGAGUGUCUCAACAAUAA